This is a messenger RNA of Physella acuta, 3380 nucleotides long. Its product is annotated as tetraspanin-5. The record is from RefSeq and is a predicted model, not a curated record. Gene Ontology annotation, cellular component: plasma membrane. NCBI's taxonomy places the organism in Eukaryota, Metazoa, Mollusca, Gastropoda, Physidae.
GGGGCCUUUGUUUUCAUAAUAUAAAGAAAAAUCUACUCUUUGUUAUAGUUACUGAAUUUUUAAAAAUGUAUUCUUAACAUACACUAAAUUACAUGUAUAGCUAGGUUAUUGGUUUUAGGCCUACGGGCUGAAUACUCUUCUCGCGCCAUGCCAAACAAAAGACGCUAUGGGUACCGAUCUAGAAGAGAUCGAACUGAAGUGAGCUGCUGCAUCAAAUAUUUGAUGUUCGGGUUCAAUGUUAUGUUUUGGAUGAUUGGACUCUUGCUGCUGGCCAUUGGGCUGUGGGCGUGGUCAGAGAAGGACGUCUUUGAAAAUGUGACCAGACUGACCAACAUACACCUGGACCCAGCCCUGCUCUUCAUCGUUGUGGGCAUGGCCAUGUUCUCUAUGAGCUUUACUGGAUGUGUGGGGGCCCUCAGGGAGAACACUUGUCUCUUGUUAUUUUUCAUGAUUUCGUUAGCCGCCAUCUUUAUCCUGGAACUUCUUAUAGGUAUUCUUGGAUUUGUCUACAAAGACUGGGUUAGGGAUUCAAUCCAAUCCCAGGUGAGGGAAAUGAUCAUCAAGUAUAGAGAUGACCUUGACCUAAAAAAUUUGGUUGACUGGGUACAGCAGGACUGGUUAAAUUGCUGUGGUGUCCAAGGCUAUAAGGACUGGGAAUCCAAUAUUUACUUCAACUGUUCAUCUCCUGGAGUAGAGGCUUGUGGCGUGCCUUUCUCAUGCUGUAAACCUAAAUAUGAUGAAGAACUUAUCAACAGACACUGUGGCUUUGAGAUGAUGAAAUCAGAUCAUGAUUUUGACCGGGCUACAAGAAUCAACACCCUAGGCUGUAUCCCCGCAGGUGAGAAGUGGCUGGAGGUCAAUCUUAUACCUGUGGCAGGUGUAGCUGUGGGCGUGGCACUGCUACAGAUUCUUGGAAUUUGUUUUGCUCAAAAUCUGCGCAGCGACAUUCAUUCUCAAAGAGCCAAAUGGACCCUAUGACAAGUAGCAGAGGUCUAGCCAGUCUAUAUAGGAAGCUGGGGGUUGUAUGGUCAGGAGCUGAGCUAAAGGAGACAGAUCAGGCAGGGUUUUGUUCACAUCCCCGUAUGUAUCAACAGAUUGGUAUUUUGGGUUUUUUCCAUGCCUUGUACUGUGUACAAAAGAAUUUAAAAAUAAGUGGGUUUUUUUAAGCAAAGCACACAGUUUUCCACAAAGUAAAAAAAUGUGGCCAUUUAAAAAAAAAUAUGUAUUCAAAUUGUAGGCAUCUGAAAGCAGCAUUUUUUUAAAAAGUCAGCUAUCUUGUUGUACAGUUGUUGUGAACAAAGCUGAAAGUAUAGCUGGCAUGUUUUGGUCAGUUGGUGCUGAAGGUCAGUUGGUGCUGAAGGUCAGUUGGUGCUGAAGGUCAGUUGGUGCUGAAGGUCAGUUGGUGCUGAAGGUUUUGGUCAGUUGGUGCUGAAGGUUUUGGUCAGUUGGUGCUGAAGGUCAGUUGGUGCUGAAGGUCAGUUGGUGCUGAAGGUUUUGGUCAGUUGGUGCUGAAGGUCAGUUGGUGCUGAAGGUCAGUUGGUGCUGAAGGUCAGUUGGUGCUGAAGGUUUUGGUCAGUUGGUGCUGAAGGUUUUGGUCAGUUGGUGCUGAAGGUUUUGGUCAGUUGGUGCUGAAGGUCAGUUGGUGCUGGAGGUCAGUUGGUGCUGAAGGUCAGUUGGUGCUGAAGGUCAGUUGGUGCUGAAGGUCAGUUGGUGCUGAAGGUCAGUUGGUGCUGAAGGUUUUGGUCGAGGGUUCUUGUGGUGGUGGCUAGAUCUCUAUGAUAUCAAAAUGUCAAGGAUCACACAAUUCUGAUCCUAUUUACUUUAACCAUUUAUGCUUUGACAAAUCUGCAUUGAAGUUAUGUUUCAUUACUGGACAUGGUCCAGAGCUUAUAAGGCGUGCAACAAAAUUUUUGCUAAUGAUUCCAUACAUAUGUAAGGUCUGACUAAAGAUUCCAUACAUAUGUAAGCUCUGACUAAAGAUUUCAUACAUAUGUAAGGUCUGACUAAAGAUUCCAUACAUAUGUAAGGUCUGACUAAAGAUUCCAUACAUAUGUAAGGUCUGACUAAAGAUUCCAUACAUAUGUAAGGUCUGACUAAAGAUUUCAUACAUAUGUAAGGUCUGACUAAAGAUUUCAUACAUAUGUAAGCUCUGACUAAAGAUUUCAUACAUAUGUAAGCUCUGACUAAAGAUUCCAUACAUAUGUAAGCUCUGACUAAAGAUUUCAUACAUAUGUAAGCUCUGACUAAAGAUUUCAUACAUAUGUAAGGUCUGACUAAAGAUUCCAUACAUAUGUAAGCUCUGACUAAAGAUUUCAUACAUAUGUAAGCUCUGACUAAAGAUUUCAUACAUAUGUAAGGUCUGACUAAAGAUUUCAUACAUAUGUAAGCUCUUCUUUCAUCAGUUUCAAAGAUCUGUACAUUUUUUGUAAGGUAAACAUUUUUAAAAUUUGUUUCCCAUUGGUAUGUAUUAUUAGAACUAACAUGUUCAUGUUUCUAUUUUAUAUUUAUGUCAAUUAUUUUGGAGCAUUUUGAAUAUUUUUGGCAAGUAAAUUGUAAUGAUAUUACUUCAUCAUGAGAUAGAAUAUUUGAAUGUGAUAGUUUCAUUUUUAAAUAACAAACAAUUACAGACCAAAUUACCUCAUAUGGUUAGAUAUCAUUUUGUUUGUGGAAAGAUGGUGUUUUUAUCAUUGUGUUAGUCCUGUGUUAUGGGUGUUUUUAUAUCAUCAUGUUAGUGGGGGGGGGUCAAAUGUCACUGAUGGUGUGUUUGGCUUAUUAUUGCUCACCAUAUGUUGACAUCCACAUGUCACCAUAUGUUGACAUCAACGUGUUGUCAUAUGGUGAUAUGGUGAUAGACACAUUCAGUUACAAAUCUGUUUACAUGUUUAUAGGUAUGCAACAUAUUUAUAUGAUUGUAUCUGUGUGUUGUGUACAUGUUUAUAUGUAUGCAACAUAUUUAUAUAUGUGUGUAUCUGUGUGUGAGAGUGUAUCAUUUCUGAUCUAGGCAAAGCAUGAAAUUAAUCAUUUCAUUAAGUCAUAAUUUUGGUCAUUGUUCAUUCUGUCAUAAUUUUGGUCAUUGUUCAUUCUGUCAUAAUUUUGGUCAUUGUUCAUUCUGUCAUAAUUUUGGCCAUUGUUCAUUAAGUCAUAAUUUUGGUCGCUAUAUUAUAAAAUAAAGACCUAUACUAAAAUUUUAAAAGCGACCCACAUUUUUUCUACUUAGUUAUUGAAAUAGUGUUACAUUAUUUAUUUUUGUUUUCUUCUAGUGCAUCUAUAAAAACUUGUUAUUAUAAAGCGUUUCAUUAAUUUUUUAAAAUUCUAGUGCAUCUAUAAAAACUUGUUAUUAUAAAGCGUUUCAUUAAUUUUUUUAAAUUCAUGUCCAAAAU